CUAGCACGUCAUAGAUGUUAUAUUUAAAUGAAUUAAAAAAGAAAACUAAUGCCCAAAAUUACAUUAAAAGACCAUUAAGGCCAAAUAACAGAGUUUCAACAACUUUAACGAUUUUUCAAUAAAACAGAAAGUUUAAAGCGAAAUAUUGAUAAGUUAUUUUAUCCGCUUGACUGCUCACGUCGUAUUUCCGAAGAGGGAUUAUAAGCUUUAAGGACAGUAUCGUGAGUUUGCAUAUAUUUGACCUGUUCUUUUGGUUUCAGCGCGCUUGAACCGGAAAUCGUAUAGUUCGAGUUGACGACUCUCUGAUUGGUCGAACGUUUUGGCCGCGAUCGCAUAUGUUUGCAGUUUUCAGCUGCGUAAACCUCUAAAGCGGAUAAACUCACCGACAGGUCUUGUAUAUACACCGAAGCGGAUAGCCCAAGGCUACAUCGCAACGAACAUAGUAGCUGACUGUAACUCGACCAUCUCCAACCCCGCAGAAUAAAAAACGCAACUCCGUUAUCUAAAUGUCGAUAAGACAAAGAUAAAAGGAUCGAUCUAAAGAUCAGUAUAACUACGAAAAAAUGACAAUAAACUCAAGCUCCUCGGAAGUUAUGAGUGGAUCUGAAAUGUUGUGGGUGUGUUGUUCUCCCGCCAUUUUAGUUUUUGGAAUUUGUGGAAAUUUAUUAACCCUAUUAGUAAUGCUCAGAUCGAGAAUGUCGGGUAAUUCAACUAGCGUGUUCCUACCUGUAUUGGCAGUUGCCGAUAGUGUAGCGCUAGUGUCCGGAAUAAUACCUGAGUGGUUGGAGAUGGCUCAUAUAAUAAAACUGAAAGGUCUACACCCUUGGAGCUGUCGAACAGAAAAAGUCAUCUUCUAUUCAUCUAUUGACGCUUCGAUUUGGACAUUAUUAGCAUUUACCAUUGACAGAUGGUUGGCAGUCGUUUUUCCAUUAAAAAAAACGUCCUGGUGCACUGAGCGCAGAGCAAAAAUUGCCGUUUUAGUCGUUAUAUGUUCAUCAAUUGGGUUAAACAGUCAUGUUCUCUGGACUAGAGGAACUGUUCGCGGGCUUGAUAGAUUGAAGAAUGAAACUUGGACCAACCACUGUGGAAAACCGGAACCAUACGCAUACUUUGAAAAGUUUAUACGUCCCUGGAUUGUGUUUGGACUAGCGAAUGCUUUGCCAGUUUUAUUAAUAUGUUUUUGCAACACAAUGAUUGUCAGCGCUCUGAUUCGAAUACCACGCCGAGAUGGCGCAAUGGGUGUUCGAGAUCGUGAUAAGGCUAACGUUCUACAAACCACUUUCAUGUGCCUUAGUGCUUCUUUUUUGUUUCUCUUUUGCGUAACACCAAGUAUAAUCGUACUCAUAGGGCGCCCAUGGUGGGACGAACGUUAUUGGUAUGGAGUUGUGAAAGCGGUAGCAAACCUUCUAACUCACGUUAACCAUUCUGUAAACUUUCUUCUCUAUUGUGUCAGUGGAAGGCGCUUUCGAGAAGAGCUCAUUUCAAUGCUACGCGGAGAAGAAUCACCCACUAGUUUAAAGGCUCUACGACGAGCGACAAUUAUGGCAAGCAUGGCAUAUAACAGGAGAGAAACUUUGGGUACAUUGGGCACAUUAAGCACAUUGGGACGCUCUUUCUCCUCGAAUAAUUGUCUCGAUAGAGUCUCAUGUGUCUAGUCAUCAAUGAAAUAAUUGUCAAUCUUACAAAUUCUAGUCCUCUUUGUUGUAUAGUUUAUAAACGGAAUCAAUAUGUAUAUAUUAUGAAACAAUUGAAUGGUCGGUCAUUCAAUAUAUUCAGUUGCUCUGGCAAACUUUUCUCCAAUGGUAUCUGACUAGUGGAGGUAUGUUACGUAUGCGGAACUUGGUAAAUGUGGGCGUAUUCAUUUUCUUUACAGAGUUUCCGUAAGACUAUGUUUCCCACAGAUGGCGUCAAAUUACUAGCUCUUUAGAUAGGAUUGAUAGAGACCUAGCUCUCUUAUUGAUAGUAGGUCCAUCUGCUUCAAAGUAUCUAUUUUCACUUUCCUAUUGAAAAAGUACAGGCUAAAAUGUAAUUAGAGGCUUAGAUAAAGCCUAUCGUUCCAAAAGUAGCAACUAUAUAAACUGUUAGAACUGGUAAUAUUCGAAUUAAUCUAAUAUAAUGAAAAAAGUUACGAGGGAAAAUAAAGGAUGACAUCAUAAAAAUUACAACUAUUAUAUCUGACGGUUCCAAUACAUGCCCUGAGGGAUUUUUUAUUAAAGAAGACUGAUGAAUGGAUAAUUUUCGACAAUUGUGAUGAAUCCCUGUCCAGUCAUCAUUUUUACACGUCCCUUUCCAUGAGUAAGCCAAAGUCCGAUCAUUACAUAAAAAAUAACUGUACUUGAAUUUUGCUUAUUUAGGCAAUUGUCACAGGGGAUGAAAAGAAUUUAGAAUUUCCAUACACAUUUUAAAAUAGUUUUUAAAGACAAUGUAAGAACGAACCCAUUCUAAAAAAAUUUGAAUACACGUCAAUGAUGUAGGGUUCUUUAUGACAAAAAUAACGAUAGAAGUAAAGAUUUUAUUAAUCGACAACGAUCUCUAUUGACACCUAAAUAGAGUUUUUUCCCUCGUCUCUGCAUUUGCAGUACACAGAAAAAGAAUUACAGUCAAUAUUAACAAUAUCAUAAUCUGUAAAGGCAAUUAUUCUCACUGUUCAUGUCCUUGUUAGUUUCAUUUGAAGGCGAUAGCCUAAAAAGUAUUUAUUGGAUAAACUGUAGCUUACUUCAAAUGUUGGUGAAGUCUGAUAAAGCAUAUGAUUUUCAUUUCGAAUUUUCCUUGCUUCCCUUUGAAAUAAUAUUAUUGAUAUUAUAUGUCCAAAUAUUCAGAUGGACAUGUAUGAAGCACUGAACAUUAAUGCUUUCCGCACUAAUUACUAUAAUCAAUACGUUUUAUACUCGAUUAUUUAAUAUUUGAUAAAAUUUUAUAGUAGUAACUAAAAUUAGAAAUAAAAUCUAGUAAAUAAUUGUAAGAUGCACUGGAAUAUGCCAUAAAAAGUCCUCGAGACAUUUUUUUCUAUCUAAACUAAUUGUUUGGGUAUCCUUUCGUUUUAGUCAGGCUUUCUUUCGACUUUCUCUGCCUGUUCAACUGCUCUCUAGAAAUUCUAUGACAUUUACGUGGUAUCCAAUUUUUCCAUGAUCUUCUUGGAAAAUGUAAUUUGUUAAAUUCAACCAAACUGAGUUUUAUGUGUAAUUAUUACAAUUUUAACUCCACUCAUUUUAUGUCCAUUUGUCCUUUAUCCACUGAAAAUUAUUCUCUAAAUAGCUAAAUGCAAAACCGGUCAGUUACCUUUAUAAGAGACACUUUCAUUAGUAUGUUGCAAGGCUUUAUCGUUCAUAGGUAUGACAUGCAUGGCUAUUAAUGUUUACGUGUGCUAAAAUAUGCAUGAACAGUGGCUCAACAAAUUAUUUAUAGCCAUAAACGAGUGCAUCACACGAUAUGAAAAAUAAAUAAAAGUGGUCAACAUUAGUUGAAAAUUUUUUAUUCAGUAUUUAAUUCAACUGUUAACAUUGUAAAGUUAACUUACCAAACACAAUUGAAAGCAUAGAAGUAAAAGAACAUAAAUACUAUAUAGAAACAAUUUUUUGACAUAAACUGUUUCCUAUGAAGAGCCUAUGAUUGGAUCAGAGCCAUCUAACGAUUAGAGACAAUGACGCCAUCUCAAGUGAAAAACAAUUACUGUAUUUUAAACUCUCAACGAAACAAUAGAAACGCGAGUAUACUUUAUGGGUACAAAUGAUAUUGCCUAUAACAUUUCGUUAAUUGUUACUGAAAUGAGUUAUAUAUGCAACACAAAAUCACAGACUAGGCGUGGGUCAGAACAUAAAAAAUUACGAAAAUUUGAUGCGCCAAGUCGAGCUCGCUCAUUUUGAGCUGUCAUAUCAUUUCGCAAGUUUUUGGAAAGAGAUUGCUAAAAAAUGAGUUGGGAGAAUAAUCUCAUAACAUUAGACGAUGUGAAGAGGGCAAUGGAAGUUUGCUCUUUGACCAUCACGUUGACCAUUAGCCGACGGUCUAAGAUAUUGUAAAACUUUCCAGCUAAAUGUAACUAUGAUAAUAGCUACAAGACCAUCUAAUAAAUAAUGAUGAAUUGAGUACAUGCUUGCCCAGAUAAUCCAUACAAUGUAUAUCAGGAAAUAGUUGCCUCCUGGAGGUCCAGUUAAAUAUACGGCAAAGGGCCAAGCAACGUGACCUGACGGAAACGAUCCAAAUAUACAAGGAUUACCACUAUACAUAUUAUGAAAGAGAUGAGCGUGAAAGAGUUUAUCAACGCGGGCGAAAGCAGCUCCUUCACUAGGUUUAGCUGCAGCAACUGCGCUUCGUAAGUCUACGUCAUUUCCGAGAGAGUCUACAAACCAUGGAGGAGCUGUCGGCAUGCAUAACCAAACGACCAUAUGUAGCCACAUAACUAGUGCAAGCAACUGUAAAAAUCUUCCUGCAUUUUCUGGCCGAUUCGUGAGAAAGGCAUAUAUCGGAUAGAGAACAGGCCAAGCGUAAUGUAAUAAAUAAGGAAGAGCUGCUAAGACAUCUAAUACAGAACAGUGUAAACUAGAUACAAUUCGAUGAGGUUGAACAGUAAAAAUCGCUUCUUCAAUUCGGCUAAUGGUGAAAACGUAAACGUCAUCAUCAGUUAUUCCUAGAAAAUGACGAAGUUUCACAAAAUUUCCAUAUACUGUCAGAAAAAGAAGAAAAGGCAAAGCUGACAAAGCCGUAUUAACAAGGUAGGCUGAUGGCCGGGAUGAAUCCUGACGAAUAGGCCGGGAACAUACUUUUCUCACUGCCCACUUGAGUCCUGCACAUGCUUGCCAAAUAACCAAACGUUUAAGACCUUCAACUGGGGAUGCAGGCCGAUUUUUAUUGCUCUCAGUUUCCACUAUAGAAGGCCGAGCAGCAGGCCAAGAAGCGGAUCUAGAAUGCCCGCUUAUAACGUGUCCGGCAGCUUUUCCAUAUCUGGAGAGAUAAAUACAUAAAUAAAAGAACUGGUUGAAUUUAGUUUAGGGUUAAUAGCGGUCAAGAAAACAAAUUUAUGUUUUAGCAACAGCAAUGUUUGAACAAUAGUCUGGAUUUACAACGCACCCUAUCGUUUUUUCAAGAAAUUAUUGUAUUGAUUAGGAUUUAUUAUAGGAAAAACAGGGUUAGCAACCGCUUAUAGUUAACUCUGUUAUCUAGAACAUUAAAGGCAAAUUUAAUUUAAGAAUCACGUUUGGGUAUACAAAUAAACGUAAAAGAUAUAAUGAUUAAUAGCAUGACUGUCAUUAAAAAUAAAUUAAAUUACUCAUUUUACUAACGGGCAAUAAAAAUAUCUCUCUUAUCGAUAUUCGGCGUUAUCUUUAGAGCAAAACGAUACAGGGGUCAAAAGCGGCAGAAAUCAAAUGAGAACAUCUAGGACAAUACUUACGUUGAUUGACCACCGUACUUAGAUUCAAACACGGUACGUUGAUCCAAAGGAUCUCCCUCAAUCUCCUCCAUGGAGAACACGCCCAUUAAGCAGUGGGCCUUUUAGCCGAUAUAAAUUCAAUUCUUAAUUUCGUAAUUCUUCAAUAUAUUCUAUGUUCCUUCUACUAUCCUUUUUAUUAGGUCUAAAAGAUAAAUAUACACUAUUGAGCGCGAAAGUAUGCCGAUACAAUUCGCUGGUAAAUCAUAUCGGCUUGGUACUCAAUGGCUCAAUGGCCGC
Dimorphilus gyrociliatus is the source of this 5662-nucleotide messenger RNA. Lineage: Eukaryota; Metazoa; Annelida; Polychaeta; Dinophilidae. The record is from the annotation of a GenBank genome assembly.